AUGAAGGUGGAUGACUCUGCUGGUCCUGAUCAGGUGUGUCCAAGACCCCUGCAAGAGGCUAGGGAAGAAAUUGCGGAACCACUGGCUGAUAUAUUUAUAUUAUCGUUUGCCACAGUGAACCUAAUAACAAUUGUAAUUCUCUCACGAGGGCAGUGUGGUCUUUCAAAGUGCAUCUCUGUCUACAUGGUGGCUAUGGCAACAGCAAACCUAUUGGUUUUGACCAUUAAUAUAAUGGUGUAUUAUAUUUUCAGUUAUCAUUUUCCACAUUCACUCCUGUCUCACACUCCUGUGUGUACUUUCAUUUUGUAUAUGACUGUUGUCAGCCUUGAUUUAACAAUUUGGUUCACUGUGUCCUUCACAUUUGACCGUUUUAUAAUUAUGUGCCACCAGAGAUUUAAAGCAACAUACUGCACCAAGAGAACAGCGUCAAUGGUUAUAACAAUGUUCUCUAUCCUGAUAUUUGUAAAGAAUAUUACUGUUUGGUUUGCAUAUGAACAUGAAAAUGUAAUUAACAAAACGCAGUGGGGCUGUCGGGGAAGUUUGGCAUUUUUUUCCUCAACCUUUGGUGUUGUGUCUGUCUGGUUUCAUAGCAUUUGGCAAGUUUGGCUCCCAUUCGCUUUAAUCAUUUUGUUAAAUUCUUUGACAGUGAGAUGUGUUCUAGUGGCCACUAGAGCCCGUAGAUCUCUCCGGGGACACACACAUGAGAAUGAGAGAGAUUCAGAGAUAGAGAGCAGAAGGAAAUCCAUCAUUUUACUCUUCACUAUAUCGGGCAGUUUCAUAUUGCUAUGGCUGACAGCAAAUGUAAGCUUUGUUACGACAAAAGUAACAAACACAACUUACUAUCGAGGAGACCGUACAUCACCUGUGUACAUCGCCACUGAGUCUGGAGCGAUGAUAAAACAUUUGAAUUCCUGCACAAACACAUGUAUUUAUGCAGCUACUCAGAAAAAUUUCAGGGAAGAGUUUAAGAAGGUUCUGAAAUUUCCCUGGGCAUUGAUUGAAAGAUUUUUGAAAAAUGAGCAACUUCAAUUGAGACCUUGUUUGAGAGACUAG
This is a messenger RNA of Rhincodon typus (whale shark), 1053 nucleotides long. Its product is annotated as probable G-protein coupled receptor 139. The record is from RefSeq and is a predicted model, not a curated record. Gene Ontology annotation, molecular function: G protein-coupled receptor activity. Gene Ontology annotation, biological process: G protein-coupled receptor signaling pathway. Gene Ontology annotation, cellular component: membrane. The transcript is spliced from 2 exons. Lineage: Eukaryota; Metazoa; Chordata; Chondrichthyes; Orectolobiformes; Rhincodontidae. The coding region runs from base 1 to 1053 and encodes 350 amino acids.